This is a messenger RNA of Colletotrichum navitas, 919 nucleotides long. RefSeq lists its product as uncharacterized. The record is from RefSeq and is a predicted model, not a curated record. The transcript has 2 exons. Gene Ontology annotation, molecular function: structural constituent of ribosome. NCBI's taxonomy places the organism in Eukaryota, Fungi, Ascomycota, Sordariomycetes, Glomerellales, Glomerellaceae. The coding region runs from base 150 to 626 and encodes 158 amino acids. Gene Ontology annotation, cellular component: ribosome; mitochondrial large ribosomal subunit. Gene Ontology annotation, biological process: translation.
GAAACAUUUUGUUACACGACUAGAAGCUAUCCGCAGCCCUGACCUCAGCCUCGCUCCCACCCCUCUUCAGGACCUGAACACCCUCUCACCAAUCCGAUAACCCGCCCACACACUCAUAUACAGGCACAGCCAGCGCCGUUUUUUCAAGCAUGCGCUCCGCACUCACUUCUGCCGCCGCCGUCGCCCGGCCGAGCACCCUCUCCUCCCUCCUCCGCCCGACCAGAACAUCCGCCUUCUUCCCCUCAAUACGCCUCUCCUCCACAGACGCCGCCGCCGCCGCCGCCGCCUCGGCUUCAACGACUACAACAGCGACACAGACAUCGGCUGCGAGGCCGUACAUCAUUGGCCUGACCGCCGGCAACCAGUACCCCGUCUACGCCCGCACGAAGGCCGCCGGCUCCUCCAAGUUCACCCUCGUCAAGAAGAUCGAGGGCAACAAAAAGGCCUUCGCCCAGGACCUCUCUCGUGAGGCCGGCUUCCCCGCCGACGAGGUCAAGCUUAACCCCGUGACGGGCCACGUCCAGAUCAAGGGCUUCCACGUCGAGAAGGUCAAGGCGUGGCUAAACAGCACGCUGGGCACCGCCGCCCCCGUCGCAAAGGCGUCGACGAGCGCAACUUCGGCAUAGGAUUGACCGGGCCGGGUAGUCUAGAGUGGAAGCAAAGGAGUGUAUAAUUACAAAAAUGUAUCAUACCGUUGGAGGAGGAGGAGAUGGGAGAUCUCAUAAACGUGGCUCUCUUAUCCAAAGGGGACGACGGGCUCACCGACUGAACAAACUUCCCCGUACAAAUACAAACAAAGGGGCGGAUCUAUGGCGUAAGAGAGAAAAAAAAUUUGUACUACUACAUGUCCUAGAAAGGGGCACGCAAUUACCGAAGAAAACUCGACAUAAAUCCACGCGAGUAGCCCGAUUUCACGAGG